Messenger RNA from Ectocarpus siliculosus, 6708 nucleotides. The record is from the annotation of a GenBank genome assembly. NCBI's taxonomy places the organism in Eukaryota, Phaeophyceae, Ectocarpales, Ectocarpaceae.
AUGAUCAAGCAGGAGAGCACAGGACUGUCGGCCGUGACGGCGCUGCUCGAAAGACUCCGGAUGGGCUUGGAGGAGGAGGCCGGCACGCGGACGAUCUUGCAGGGCAUACGAGGGGCUUGCGCACCACCAUCUUCUAUCUGUGACCAGCUGUUGCAACUGCUACCGUUGGUCUCGCCCCCGACGGCUCUAGUGGAAGCCCUGCCGCAGUUCGUAGGAGAGGACCCGGUAGACAUCGCCAACGUGGUCAAGGAGUACAAGGACCUGCUGGAGGGAGAUCGCUCCAUGCUCGUGCACGUCAUAGGGUCACUGUACGACCUCCCCCUGGGGGCAGACACGCGACAGGAGGUUUCCACCAUGACUCUCGAGGCUCUAUCCGUGGUGGACGAGGAGGACGUGCCUGUGGUCGUGCGGACCCUCUUUAAGACAGCCAGGGAGCGGGACAGCGCCAUGGUGGUGUCGAGGGUGAGGGCCGAGUGCGCGGGGCUCGGCAUGACGGCGCUGGCGGUGUUGGUCGACGUCCUGGCGGACACGUUCUCCAUCAACGAGAGCGUGGCGAAGACGUUUCUGGCGCAAGUUUCCGCCAGCGUAGCGUCGUCUGCCGCUGGCGAAUCGCGAUCCUUUGUUCCCUCGAGCGUGGCAGGGGCGGCAGGGGAACAAGGCGAAGAGGUUGAUCCGCUGAGCACGCUGGAUGUCGUCGGCUUUCUGCUGCUGCUGCCACACCGACGUCACGUGGCCGCCGUGCACAGUCUCCUCGACAAAAUUUCAAGGAGACCCGAGCGGCUUCCAACGGACAAAAUCGUGUCGUUGGCCGAGAUGUCAGGAAAGCCUCCGUGGACCUGCAUCGCAAGCCCCAUCCGGGAACUCGGUCUGUGGGCCGCUAUGGCUUCGCCAGCGUUGUCACGCGCUAGGGGCUCCUCUAACGCUAGCCCGGGACCGAGCAACAGCAUUGGCGGCGCUGGCAACACCACCACCACUACCAACAGCAGUGGCGGAGGCGGUAUCGACUCGUACUCACGAUCCUCCUCGGCAUCAUCCUUGGCAUCCCUUCGUCGCGCCGGUGCCCGCAUCCUCCUUGCCGUGUUUCGCGGCCAACCCAACGCCCGGGCGCCUAUCGUCUCCUGCUGCCUUGGGGUCGUGGGCACUCACCGUCUCCCGAGUAGGGGGGGUAGGGGUGGCGCAGGGGCGGGGCCCCGUGGUGGAGAGAGAGACGUGGCGGCCGACGCUCUUCUUGGGACCUGCCUCGGCGCCCUCGACCUUCUCCUGGAGCUGUCCGAGAACUGCCCCGAUCUCAUGUCGCCCUACGCCAACACCGUCGGCGACCUCGUCUUGGGCGGGGGAGGCCGGACCCUGCACCCGCGGCUGCUGGACAAGGCGGCAAGGUGCCUGGCCGUGUUGACUCGCCAGUCUAACGGCAUUGGCAUGGUCAAUGAACUCAUGAACCACGUGCAGAAGCAGGUCUUCUUCUUGGGGGCGGGCAGCGUGGGGGGGGGCGGGGGAUGGGGAGGCGCGAGGGGGUUUUCAGGAGGGCGGCAGGGGGCUGGUCUGCAGGCCGGCCAUGGUGUAGGAGGCGGGCUGGGGAGAUCGGGAGACCCGGACGCUGAGCGCAAGUCGGCGAUCGUGCUGGCGACGCACUUGAUCAGGGGAGGGGCGCUGGAAGAGCGCGACGAGGAUGCUCUUCUCGGAUGGGCGGUGAGACUCCUCUCCCUCCUCCGCGGUGGCCCCUCUUCCCUCCACACCAUCGCCCUUACUCUGGAACUCCUUGUGACGGCCACCUCCGGCGACCUGUGCUCGCCAGGAGGGCAGGGCGGCAGAAGCGGAAACGGCGGCACAGGGGGCGCUAGCAGUGACGGCAGCAGAGGCGUCGACCACCGGCGGGAAGGGUGGCGACGCGCCGGAGCUGCGGCUGCCGGGCGGUGCCUAGCCGGUAUCGGGGUUCUUCGUCUCGAAGAAGGCGGCCGGGGAGUCGGCGGGGACGGCGGCGGGGGGGGCGGAAGGGAAUUGGCAUCUCGGUGGCAAGGUCGAGCGCCACCGCUUGCCCGGAACGAAAAAGAGUUGGUCGAUGUGACGCGUGCGUUAGGCCAGGAGGGCGAAGAGGAAGAGGAAGAGUCCCACAUUUUCGGGGGCGAGCAAGGAGGAGGAGGUGGGGGACACGUGGUUGGGCAAAGGAGGGAGGGAGGGGGGCUGGCGCCGACGAUGUCGCCGCCCUCUCCUGCAGGCGGUGCGACGUUGUGCGUCCGGGACAUGGCGAUAGCCAUGUGGCGAGAGGGCAACACGACCCUGUCCGAGUCCGCCCGGUCCUUGCACAGCUCCUGGUUCGCUGCCAUCACCCUGUCCUGCCGAAACGCAGCAAGUUCCGCCGCAGCUUCCUCCGCCGGUGGUGGCGACACGGCUUUCCACAGCAAUGGAACCCCCACCUCUUUUGACCAACAGAGAGUGGGCGGGGGAAGGGCACCAACGGGGGGCACGACAAGAGGGGGGGGGGCUAGCAGCGGGGACAAUGCCGACCCAAGGGGGGGGGGCUCCUGGCUGCGGGCACGGCUGGGCAUGCCGGUGUGGCCGUUCUCGGACGAGUCGUACGGCGAUGAGGGGCCGAUCGAAGACAGCGGCGGCUACUGGGGGUUGGGCGGAGGGACGGAUGGUCUGGGCGGGGGGUACUCGCUGUGGAGGAUUCCGACGGCCGAGUGCGCUUGGCAAGGAAAGGAAGGCACGCAGCAGCUGGUGGAAGCGGGCGCGGCGUGCGUGGCCGCCAGGUCGCUCCUGUCGUCCGCCGCGAAAUAUCUCCUUGCCAACCUGUCCCCCACCGAAGGUAGCCCGCUGCUGCCCGAGACCUUCGCGAAGGCUACCAGCAACAACCAACGCAGCGGCGGCGGCGGCGGCGACGGCGGCAACGACUAUGGCAGCCGCGGAGCACGACGAAGCCACGCCGACGCGGACAGCAGGGAUACCGGAGGCGUAGUCGACCUCAACGCGGGGGAGGCAUCAGGCCCGGGGUCCUCCUCUCUUCUCUCCGAUCUCGUCUGGCGCUACCUUGAGCUCGGAGCAAGAGGCAGGGUUUGUGUCGCCGCGCUCCGCCGGACCGCGCGACAGUUAGCUGGAAGUGGCGGCGGCGGGGGUAAGGGCGGUGGUUCGGCGGGGGUUAGGGGCUCGGCCGCCUCGACGGAGGGGGAGGGGGAGGAGGAGAGAGCGGCGACGCGGCUUGAGGAAGGGCUGAGCCUGGGCGGGGAAGAAACGUGGAGCACCAGCAACGGCCGCUACGUCGAGAAGAAUGACGGAAGAUGCCGGUCAGCAGAGGACACAGCGAUGACAACCCCCACGACAGCAAUGGGGAGUCUCAUGGACGGCGUGAAGACACCUUCUGUCGUGCUCGUGGCGUACGUGGAGCUGCUGAGGACGCUUGUCACACGCCUCGAAAGCGGCGGUGCUCGUGGGGGGGGGGCGGGCGGUGGGGGGCCCGCGGGGGUGGUGCUGGGGGUGCGGGCGCUAGACCUAGAGACGCUGUUUCGCGGGACUGUCAAGUGCAGCAAGGCUCUGCCAAUCCUGCGCAAGGCGCAGGCGACCUCCAAGACCGCCCUCCUCGCCAAGUUCACCCCUCAGAAGCGACGACGAGAAAGCUUCGCCGCGUUACAGAACAAGCAGAAGAUAUCGGUGUCUGCGCGGCGACGGAACGGUCGCAACAGCGGCGGCGGCGGUGGGCGGGCGGCGGCGGCAGCGAGCGCAGAGACAACCAAGCGCCGAACCCGCUCCAUUGACGCCUCCCGCGGCGGGGGGUCUAGGGGCACCGCGCGAUGGCUCGGCGGCGACAGUGUGAGGAGGCGGGUGGAUAGAGGGGUUAUCGGUGGGCUUCGAGGGGUCAUGGAGGGCGGAGACAGCGACAGUGACGAUGAGGAGAAGGAGGAGGAAGAGGAUGAAGUGGUUUUCUCGGACGAAGAGUCUAGGGAUUCUGAGUGGAAUUCUUCGGAGACGGACGACACUUCCGAAGACGAAGACAGCUCGAGCGACGAAUCGGACCAGGAGGCAGAGGACGAACCCCGUUACCCCCGCGCCUCCACCCCCAAGGGUAAGAGAAGAGCGGCGGCGGCGGCGGCGGCGGCAAGGACAUCCAAGAAGACGGGGGCGGGGGGUCCAUGGAGCGAGACACCCGCUGGCGCCCGCAGGGCCGGCGGCGCGAGCUCUUCCGUCGCCGCUGGCGGCAGCAGGACAGCGGACGUCGAGGCCAACCCUUGGAAGGGCCUGCCCGGGCUGAGCCUUUGUCAGUUCUGGCGGUACAGGCUGUUGCUGGAGGUGGUGCUGGCGGCGAGAGGGGGUGACGGCGGUGGGGAUGAGCGCAGCGACGGUGGGGGGUGGGCCGAGCUCCCCCGGACGGAGUUUGUGGAGGUCAUGAAGCAGCUUGCCGCGGCUACCUCUUCCCGUCCGGCCUCGACCGCCGCCAUCAACGAGAGCGGCGGCGGCGGCGGCGAUGACCUUUACGAUGCCGAGGACGCGGUAUUCUCGGAGCUGUCCGAACAGCACGACAAGGCGGAAGACGGACUCUUGGCAGGCAUGGUGGUGGAGGUGCUGGCCGCGCUGUCCGCGGGACUCCCGAGGUCGGAAGAGGCGGCCGUGCUGUCGUGGAAGGGGCUGCGUGCGGUGUAUCCCCGGGGUUACGGUGCCGGCUACUCGCACGUCGGAGGGGUCGUUGGGGGCCUUCGAAGGCAGGGAGCGUCCCUGCUGUCGUCCCCUGUCUCUCUGCGAUUCUUCCUCCACCUCCACCGCUACGGCGGUACCACCAGUCGUCUCCGGGGACAGCUGCAGUUUCCCUCGCACAUGGGAAACGCCUCCGCGAUGCUCUCGAGGACCGGUUUGCCCGCCCUACCGUUCCUGCAGCACGCGCUCCUGACGCACUGGGCGCUGUCCGGAAGGAUGGGGAGGGCGUGGGGUCUAGCAGCUGCCGUGGUCGACAUGGAGGCGUUCGUGCUGGGGAAGACGGGUCCAACCUGCAAGGGCAGCGAGGAUUCUGCCUCCAGACAACAGUCAUCGUCAGCCAGACACAAGGCGACGCCCUCCUCUUCCUCUUGGUCGUCAUCGCCGCCCACGCUGACGCCGACGCCCGUCCUCUCCCAGGAGAACUUGGACGUCUUCAUCACCGCCGUGGUGAAGCUGUUGCCGGCAAGCCUCGCCCUGGCCUCGCCGCAAAAACCAUCGGCGGAACCCCCAGGAACAAGUGUCCAAGGUGGCGCGACACGUAACGAUGUGACGGGUAGCGGAGUCGUGUACACCGAAAGUGGAUCCAGAGUAAGGGGGCCCAUCCCCGGGGUUUCCAGCAGCCCUUACGAGGAGCUGGAGUGCCUCGGCAUGGUGCUGGAGUGCCUGGUGGAAGCGUGCAUCGAGAGCCUGUACAACGGGGCGUGGAACUCAUCUGCGGGAGCGGAAGAGCUAACAGCACUAGGCAGGCUGCUGCGGCGGUGCGUGCUGCCCGUGGCCUUGUGCUGCUCCAAGACCCUCAGGGCGCUAGAGAGCCAACUGGAGCGAGCUCUCGCCUGGAGGUGUUCCCAAACGUUGGACGUGAAUGGCGUGCGGGAUAGGGGAAAGAGUGCUGCUGUCCCCGGCGGUUCAACCGAGGGGGUGGACUUUGGUGCGGCGAGGCUGUGCAGAGGGCUGCUGGAGCAAUGCGAUCUGUGUGCCGACGCCGUCAGGACGCUUGGCACGGCGGUUCGCUCUGCGACUUUUCCUGAAGAGAAAGACGGGGGUGCAGACGCCCCCUCUGCCCUGAGACCCCACCGGACCGUUCGAGACCGCAUCGUCAAGAUCCUUCCCGGCGCGGUGUUGCAGAGCGAUCAGCUCUCCGCCGCGGUGGAUCACGCUCGCGGGGUGCUGCAGCUGCCGCGGAAGGCCGGGCGAGACGACGACGACGACGGGAUAACCGGGGACAAAGACGAAGCGUCCCCUGGUCACAAGCUUCCCAGGCCGACGUCGAAAACCUCUAGUAGGAGAGGAGCGUCCGAGCGCCUCUUGUCGCGAUGUGCUGCUGCUGCUGCUGCUGGCGGCGGCGAGGGGCAAGGAGGAGAGGUUGGGGGGAUGGUAGCGGAUACCCGGAGGGGAGGCGUCGUGAGAGGGAAGUUGGGAGGAAUGAGGUUGUUGAGCCUUGGCGCAGAGCUGAGGGUGUCCUGGGCUGGAGUCGAGCCGUCCAACAAAGACGGGGGUCGCAGAGAGGCAAGCACGCCAUUUGCAGCAGCAGCACCGACGCUCGCUGCGCAAUCAUCGCGCCCGGCACCUUCGACUCUCCGUACUGCAGACUCGGUAGAAUGGCGGCGGCGACAGCAGGGGCAGCCCCACGGUGAGUCUCCCAACACAGCGACGAGCGGAGAGGCAGCCCAAGCCGUCACUCAAGGCGAAAUUUUCGCCGGCACCAAGGUUAACGCCGUUGAGCCUUCUUCGUGGGUAGAAGAAGCGGCGGAAGGCGGUAGCAGUGCGGUAGAGAGAGCCGGUAGCGGUGGGGUGGGGCGGGGUCCGUCCUUUUUUCCGCGGGAUGGCGCCGGAGGAAGCAGCAGCGGGAGGCUGGAGGGGGCCCCGGGGGAUGAGGCGACCGGUAGUCGGAUGAGCCCAGGGGAUGGCGGCGACGUGCAUGGAGAGGGUGGAUUCGAAGCUUAUGAAGAGGAGGAGGAGGGGGAGGAGGAGCAGGAGGAGGUAGACCAAUUUCGGGUGGUUGGAGGGUGGGGCACUUUUUCGUAG